GGCGCACUUUGUUAUUCAAGGCUCGAGUUUAAACCGGAAGUUAGACUCGCGCGAGCGCGUCCAACAUGGCGACUCCCAUGCAUAGACUGAUCGCUCGAAGACAAGCGGAGGCAAACAAACAACAUGUUCGUUGUCAGAAGUGUCUGGAAUACGGACACUGGUCCUACGAGUGCACUGGGAAAAGAAAGUACCUCUAUAGACCUUCCAGGACAGUAGAGUUAAAAAAGAAACUCAAAGACAAGGAGAACAAUCCUUCAGAGGAUAUGAGACCUGGAGUAAUACCACGCAGUGAGAGAAGAACUAAGAAAAAAAGGUCCUCCUCCAGUUCCAGCAGCAGCAGUAGUGAUUCGUCCAGCUCUUCCAAUGACUCUUCCUCGGACAGCAGCGGUUCCUCGAGCUCCUCGUCCUCAUCUGAAGACAGUAGCAGUGACAGCGACGACAGCUCCAGUCCUUCCUCCUCCUCCUCGUCUUCCUCCACUUCUGACUCCGAUUCUGAUUCUUCCAGCAGUUCUGAUCAAGGCCCUCCCAAGAAGAGGAAAAAGAAGAAAUGAGGGUCCAGUUAAUACAGAACUCGUGUCAUAAUAAGUGAGAGUAGGGUGGGGAGUCGUGUAUGUUAAGAAAUUAAGAAAUAUAUAUGUAUAUUGUCAUCUUUUUUUGCAUAAUGUGAAAAUCAAACACAUCCACUGUUACAUUUUGUUAUUUACAACUUUUUCUUCUUUGUCUAGUGGUGUCUGAAGCGAUUUGUUUUCUUCUGUCAUGUUUUUUUUU
This is a messenger RNA of Carassius auratus (goldfish), 768 nucleotides long. Its product is annotated as zinc finger CCHC domain-containing protein 10. NCBI's taxonomy places the organism in Eukaryota, Metazoa, Chordata, Actinopteri, Cypriniformes, Cyprinidae. Bases 66 to 551 code for a protein of 161 amino acids. Gene Ontology annotation, molecular function: nucleic acid binding; zinc ion binding. The record is from RefSeq and is a predicted model, not a curated record. The transcript has 4 exons.